AUACAACUCGCUUUCGCCGCCUCCCUGUUCAAGGUUUUAAUCGAUCGCCGUCGCACCGCCGGCGAUUAUCCAGUCUUUCCGUCUCCGUCGUAAGACUGUACUAGGCGGCCGGAACAACACAGGAAAAUUCAUAGCUACUGUUUCAUCUAUCUAACUUCAUACAUUCAGCUUUGCUUCAUCCUGGUUGAAGUUAUACAAUGAGGUUCAAGAAACAGAAACGCCAUCGCAAAAUUGUGAGAUUUUAUAAAGCUUGCUUUGGAUUCCGGGAGCCAUUCAAGGUCCUUUGUGAUGGCACUUUUGUGCAUCAUCUUCUUGUAAACCGUAUUACUCCGGCGAGUACUGCCCUUUCUAAUGUCCUCGGUGCCAAUGUGAAAGUCUUUACCACAAGAUGUGUUCUUGCUGAGUUAAAGAGCCUUGGGGAAUCAUAUGCAGAGUCUUUUGAGGUUGCCCGUGACCUGAUGAUUGCAAGAUGUGACCAUGAGAAGAGGCAUAGUGCGGUUUCUUGCAUCAUGGAGGUUGUUGGGGAUAAGAACACUGAACACUUUUUUGUUGCCACUCAAGAUGCUGAUCUGCGGAAGAAUUGCCAGCAGGUACCUGGAGUUCCUGUAGUAUUUGGCUUGCGAAAUGCCUUGCUCUUAGAAACUCCUUCUGUUUCUCAACGCCAGUUUGUGAAGUUCACUGAGGAGGACCGUUCACACAUGUCUGAGCUAGAAUUUAAAAUGUUAGAGAAAAUAGAGAAGGGAAUGGACGAAGAUGAAAAUGAACCCCAAAAUGUUGAGACUGCAAUGUUAUCGAAUGUGAAAGGAGGAGGAAAAGGAAUAGAAGAGAAGGAUAAAGCUCAGUUUAAGAGAAAGAAACCAAAGGGUCCAAAUCCUCUUUCAUGCAAGAAGAGAAAACACGCCGAAGCACCACAUUCUGGUCCUACAAGGGUGAAUGAUGAUAGUAACAGCAUGACAAGAUCUAGGAGCACAAAAAGAAAAAGAUCGCACAAAAACAAGGAGUCUGCAAGCACGAGCACAUAGAGACUUGCAUUUUGAUGAAAAAGGCCUUUUGUUAAGGUAAGAUAUGAGACAUUACUAAAACUUGUAGAAUUUUAUUUAUUUUCCAUUAGGGUGCAUUUGGAAGAUUGGAAUUAAAAUUCUAGAAUUAUAAAAUAGUAAUUAAAAAGUUUUUCAAAAUUUGUAUGGAAACCUUGUUAUUGAAAAUUGUUGAAUUUUUCUUUUGGCAAUAUGACUUUGUAGAUUUCGGA
Messenger RNA from Impatiens glandulifera, 1249 nucleotides. Its product is annotated as rRNA-processing protein UTP23 homolog. Lineage: Eukaryota; Viridiplantae; Streptophyta; Magnoliopsida; Ericales; Balsaminaceae. Gene Ontology annotation, cellular component: small-subunit processome; nucleolus. The transcript has 8 exons. The coding region runs from base 198 to 1022 and encodes 274 amino acids. Gene Ontology annotation, molecular function: small ribosomal subunit rRNA binding. The record is from RefSeq and is a predicted model, not a curated record.